UCACCAACGCUGAUAAGAACCAUGCCGCCAGGGUGCUCAACAUGUUGGGAUUGGAGGACUGCUUUGAAGGGAUUAUAAGUUUCGAGACUCUGAAUCCCACAAAAAAAGACAACUCUUCUGAUGCUGAUGAUCUUAAAUCCAACACUGCCAUUUUCGACGUUGAUAGUUACUGCAGUGCUGUUCUUGAUUCUGAGCUUAAACUUCCAAGGACUCCAGUUGUCUGCAAACCAUUUGAGAACGCAUUCGAGCAAGUUUUCAAGAUUGCCAACAUCAACCCCCAGAAAACAUUGUUCUUUGAUGACAGCACCCGCAAUCUACAAACUGGCAAGAACAUGGGACUUCACACUGUGCAGGUCGGGACUUCUCACCGGAUCGAUGGUGUAGAUUACGCACUAGAGAGCAUUCACAAUAUCAGGGAAGCAUUGCCUGAGCUCUGGGAAGCAGCCAAUGAGAAGGAUGAGAGCUUUCGGCAGCCCAAAAAGAUUUCCGUUGAGACAAUGGUUAGAGCAUAGUUUUUUUAUACCACGUUCAGAGCUUAGCUCUUUAAGACCAUAUGUAUUCAGUAGUCUUUUACAAUCACCAAUCCAUUGGAGCCUGUAAGACAGUGGAUCUU
Messenger RNA from Hibiscus syriacus, 613 nucleotides. RefSeq lists its product as uncharacterized. Lineage: Eukaryota; Viridiplantae; Streptophyta; Magnoliopsida; Malvales; Malvaceae. The record is from RefSeq and is a predicted model, not a curated record. The transcript has 3 exons. Bases 42 to 512 code for a protein of 156 amino acids.